Pistacia vera is the source of this 1423-nucleotide messenger RNA. RefSeq names its product 5-formyltetrahydrofolate cyclo-ligase-like protein COG0212. Gene Ontology annotation, cellular component: cytoplasm. Lineage: Eukaryota; Viridiplantae; Streptophyta; Magnoliopsida; Sapindales; Anacardiaceae. The coding region runs from base 90 to 1259 and encodes 389 amino acids. The record is from RefSeq and is a predicted model, not a curated record. The transcript has 6 exons.
UCAUCUUUCUUCGUUUCUCAAAGUCCAAGCACAUAUUAUAUGAUCAUCAAAUACACCUCAGGAACCGAAAAUAACCCGAAUUCUUCUUAAUGGAUUCAAUCGUGAUCCGAUUUUCAGCUCCAUUUACGCUGGAAUCCAAUUAUUGUUAUUUAACCACCAAAAAUUUUAAAUCCAAUUUUCUCUCCUCAAUUCCCCGAACCAAGUCAUUCAAUUUCAAACUGGAAAAUCAAACCAAAGGCCAAAACGGUGUCGUCUUCGACGAGUCUGCUUAUGAAGCCGAGCGGCUGAGCCUUGACGCCAAGGCGCGACAAUCCAUGGCUGAGACCUCCAAACGAGAGGUGGAAAUGGGUACAGAGGAUGACCCGAAAGCAUGGAAAUGGGUAAUCCGAAAGAGGGUUUGGGAUUUAAUGGAGACCCGAAAUUUCUCCCAGAACCCCCGCCCCGUUCACCAUCGGAUCCCCAAUUUCGUUGGCGCUGCCGUUGCCGCCAAAAAUUUGGGUGGGUUGGAGGAGUUUCAGGUCGCCGGUUGUGUGAAGGUUAACCCGGAUUCGCCUCAGAAGCAAGUCAGGUUUCUUACACUUUCUGGUGGGAAAAAGUUGUUGACUCCACAGCCGCGUUUGAGGACUGGAUUUUUCUCUGUACUUGAGUCAAGCAUGUUAAGUCCUAGUACAAUCAAUGAGGCGUGCACCUCUGUAGGGGUUGCCAAGUAUGGAAGACCGAUUGGAUUGGAUGAAAAGAUUAAGGUUGAUCUUAUUGUCAUUGGUUCUGUUGCUGUUGACCCGAAGACAGGGGCUCGACUUGGAAAGGGAGAGGAUCUGCGUUUCAGGGAUUUGCAGAACUUGAAUAUGGGAUGCUGCGGUAUAUGGGAGCCAUCGAUGAUUCAACACCUGUUGUCACCUCUGGUAGUUGCAGUUUGUGUUCAUGCUUUGAAUGCCUAUGUUUUCUUUCCUCUCCAUUUCAUGACCAAUGAACAAUAUUGUGUGCAUGACUGUCAAUUGGUAGAUGAUAUUCCGGUCGAGAAAUUAUUGAUCCAUGAUGUUCCUGUGGACAUCAUAUGCACUCCCACUCAAGUCAUUUUCACAAACACAACCAUCCCAAAGCCUCAAGGUAUCUACUGGGACAAAUUAUCCCCUGAAAAAUUGGGACAAAUUCGGAUACUGAGGGAGCUUAAGAGCCGAAUUGAACGAGAGACAGGUCAGAAACUUCCUUCUAGUCCAUCAGAGAAAUUACCCCCUACAGCUCAAAGGAAGAGGCGGUAACUUAAUGUAUUUCUAAUUUUCUACAGAAAAAAACGAGAAAUGAAUAAAAAAUAUAACCAAAUACAGCAUUUGCCAUUACAUAUGUGAUGUAUCAUGUAUAGGCUAUUUUAAUUGUUCGGAUGAUAAUUUAUUUAUUGUUUCUCUGAUUUGCAUUUUUGAACUAA